CAGGCCGCUGGGGCCGAACCCUUGCAGCUCUUCAUGGAUCGACCCGCUGAAGCCAAACAGAGAGGCUCAAAUGCAGCGUCUGAAGCCCCUCGACAACAACUCCCAGAACCGCCGCCUGCCGCUCGAACAACAUCGCCCCCGACAGACCUCCCAGAGCCUUUCCAGAAGCCCAUCCGCGCGUCAGUAAGAACUACUACUGUGCUCUCGGACCUCCCCGCCACCCGUCUCUCCAAGUCCCCCUCUGACGCCCCGCGGGGGAGAGACGGCGCCGAGACCCCGCAGGAUAGAACGCCUCUGAACAAUCGCAAAAGUGACUGCGGGAAACGGACAAGUCGUCAGGAUGCAUCUCGAGCGGAUCCCCCUUCGUCUUCCUCGCGUGUGCAAGCAGAGCACCAAGGAGCCGCGUCACGGCUGAAGGGAUCGCUCCAGCGAGGGGACGGAGCGAGCGAGGAUGAGAUGGAGCUCUUCAUCCUCAUGGAGGACCAGAACCCUGAAAAGGCUGAGCCCAGGCGGAAAAAGAGAUGCGUUCCUGGGAAGAGAAAGCGAGAGAGCAAGCCGGAGGAGGACGACGGUGAAAGCGCCGUGCCGACUGACAUGGACAACCCGCUGGAUCGGAACUUGGAUGACAGAGCAAAGCAGCACAACCUGACGGUGGUGAACGUCCGCAACAUCCUGCAUGAGGUUAUCACCAAUGAGCACGUCGUAGCCAUGAUGAAAGCGGCCAUCACGGACACCCAGGGCCUGCCUCCGUUUGAACCCAAAAUGACGCGGUCCAAGUUAAAGGAAGUGGUGGAAAAAGGGGUGGUCAUUCCCACCUGGAAUCUGUCUCCCGUUAAGAAAGCCAGCGACGUGAAGGUGCCUCAGUUUGUUGAUAUCCCCCUCGAAGAGGAAGAUUCAUCUGAUGAAGAAUAUCGGCCUGAAGAGGAAGAGGAGUACGAGACGGCUGAGGAGAACCUCCUGGAGAGUGAUAUUGAAAGUACAUCCUCCUCGCCCCGUGGACACAAACGGCAGCGCUCGCUUCCCGCACCUGAUUCCGCGGAGGAGAGCAUGGAUUGCCAGCAGACAGAGGCAAGACCCCCGGUCUGUGGCUCGCAUGUUAGUCCUGAGAUUGUCCCAAUGGGUCCACCUCCUCCCCCCAAAGAGAAGUCCAUACAGGACAGCACUUUUAUGGAGGAGCUGCACGCGGUGGAUGAGGAGCUGGCUAGAAGCCACAUGUGCAUGGAACCCUUCCAGACCCUGGAUGACAGCCUGAUUGCUUUUCGCACCCGCUCGAAGCGGCCCUUAAAGGAUGUCCCUAUUGGCCAGCUGGAGGCUGCGCUCAAGGCUCCGGAUAUCACGCCUGACAUGUAUGACCCAAACACGGCUGAUGACGAGGACUGGAAGAUGUGGCUGCGCAGCCUCAUGGAAGAUGACCUGGGCAAUGAGGAUGAGGCCGAUGACGACGAUGAUCCAGAAUACAAUAUCCUUGACGAUUUGGACGAGCCGGAUACAGAGGACCUUCGUAACGACCGAGCCGUGAGGAUCACAAAGAAGGAGGUCAAUAAUCUGAUGGAGGAACUCUUUGAAACGUUUCAGGAUGAGGUGGGCUUCUCCCACGUGGAGGAAGAUGGGCCUGAGGAUGAGGACAGCAACUCGGAUACCCCUCCUGACUUCAACACACCGCAGGCAAUGAGGUUCCAGGAGCCGCUCGCUAAUUUGCUAAAUCAACACCACCGUACGGUCAAAGCCCAGCUGGAGUUCCUGAGGAUGCGGAAAUCCAUGUGGAAGCCGGCGGGGCAGGAGGAGUCCGAGAAGGGCAAAUCACCCCAAGUGCAGGCAGCGGAAGAAAAGCAUCCGGCUGAGACCAAGGCGGCCCCGGUCCUUGGCCUGAACGCCGAGCAGAAGAGGCGCCUACAGCAGCAGAUGCAGCAGCACGUCCAGCUCCUGACACAGAUGCACCUGCUCGCAUGCAGAAACCCAGGGCUCAGCGCCGAGGCUGAAAACGCUCGGGUGUUCCUGAUUGAACUCUCCAGCUUUGCAGAAACCUCCGUCUUGAGUUAUCGCCCAGCGAACCCUGAUUUCCAAAGCAUGUUCCAGGCCUGGAACCUGAAGAAAGCUCUGCAGCUCCUGUGCAGCUUCCACAGCCGGGUUCCUGAAAGCUCCGAGCCCCCUAAAGUGCUCCGAAAAAACGCCAGUGAGAUUAUCGGCCUCUCCUCGGACGUGGCCUGGAUCGUGGCUACGCGGCCUCUCUUUAUGUACCCGGAACUGCUGCCUGUGUGUGGACUGAAAGCCACGGGGCCUCGAGACAGAGUGUUCUUCACCAAGGCUGAGGACAGUUUACUUGUGUUGGGCCUGAAGCACUUCGAGGGCACCGAAUUCACCAAACCGCUUAUCAGCAAGUACCUUGUAGUGGCAAAGACGGCCCAACAGCUCACUGCACGCGUCAGAAACCUCACGAUGAAGAGGAGCCCGGACAACAUCAUUAAAUUUUUCAAGAAGACCAAGUCGCUGCCGGUGAUGAUUAAAUGUUGCGAGGACGUCCAGCCGUACAACGCCAAGCCCCCCUUGGAGAGGGAGAAGCACAGACUGCCGCACUGGCUGAAGGCCAGCCUGCCCAGCAUUGAAGCAGCAAUGAAGAAACCUCCGGAAGGUGUCACGGAAAGAGCAGCAAACAAGUACCCUCUGCUGAUUCCUUCUGGGCUGACGCUGGAACUCAAUCCGGUCCCCGGCAGAUUUUACCACAAAGCGUGGCGUCAGAAGAGAUCCUCCAUCUUAAAACCGCUUCUGAUCCGGCCCGGCAAUAGCAGCAGCGCGAACCCCAGCGGCCUGAUGAAACCGUUGGUGAAGAGCUCCCUCGUUCAGACCGUGCCCGUCAAGAUAAUGGACCGGCUGCCGUCUUUUGUGCCGGUGCAGGGCAUCGUGGGUGUGAACCCGCUGAGCUUUCCAAUUGUGGCAAGGACUCAGGAGGUCUGCUACCGCGUGCCGUCAGAGGCGAGGGGCUCUAGCGGAUGCCCUGUGCAGUUUGCAGGCCCCCCGAUUAAAGUGACAGCUCCUCCUCUGGCCGCGCAGAGAGUGCGGAAGCCCUUUCUAGGUGGGGGUCCCAGAAGGAAGAUAGCGGCCAAAGGUCCUUGUUUCCGAGCAGCUCCCUUCGCCCAUUCUCCUCUGAUACUGGCCGUGCCCAACACAGCCUUAAAGCUGGUGAGUUUGGGCGCUCCGUGCGGUGUGAUCCAGCCGGUGACCUCCAGCCCUGGCAUUCCUCUCGCCACAGUGCUGCUCAAUCCCUCCACCAUCCCGGUGGCCCAAACGCUCGUCCCUUCGCGUUUGGGUGAGAGCCUGGUUCCCGUGCCUCCUGCGUUGCCCAAGAUGGAACAGAACGAGUCAAAGCCUUUCGGGGACGCAGCUGCGAGGGAGGACGGAAAGGACUGCGUGUCCGUAAAAGUGGAGGAACAUAAUGGAGAGGAGGGAGGGAAAGAAGGCACGGGGCAGGAGGGGGGAAAGGAAUAUUCGGGGAGACGUUCUCCCGUGGAAGAUGGUGACUCCGCGGACAGGACAGACGCGGCAGCAGAGCUCAGCACGUCGGUGGAAGAGGAGAGUUUCUCGGGGUCCGUUCUCUCCCCGCACGACAGCCGACCACAAGAAAAGCCUGAUUGUGACCCCGCCGUCCAACCCGCCAGCCCGCGGGAUCCCGACACUCAGGAGAAGGACGGCGAAGGGGAGCGUGCGGCUGACCCUGAACCCUCCGACACUCGGCUCGUGGAGGCAGAACAUCCCACCGAACCCGAAGAUGUACAGAAUCCGGACGGAGAGAUGGCGCAGGACCCCCCCGAAGGCCAAGCCGCUGGGGGCCACGAGUCUCCCCAAAACACUACCUCUCCUACAGAAAUGGACGCGAGCAGCCCCGCGGAGACCAGCCACAACGCCUCCAGUCCCCUAGGCCAGCAGCAAGACGCCAAGGACGGCCCUGACGAGGAAGAGGAGGAAGACUUUGGUGAUCUUACGCAGGAUGAAGAUGAAGAACUAUCCUCGGCAUCUGAGGAGUCUGUGCUGUCCGUGCCUGAGCUCCAGGAGACCAUGGAGAAGCUGACGUGGCUGGCAUCGGAGAGGCGCCUGAGUCAGGAGGGAGACUCCGAGGAGAACUCCCAGGAGGAGAACUCUGAGCCGGAGGAAGAAGAGGAGGACGGCGAAGAAGCUCUUGAAAGCUCCGUGCAGAAGGAGGAAGAAGAAAUGACAGAAGCGAUCGUGGAGAGCAGCGCAUCGCCUCCCGUCCGCCCGAGCGCUCCAUCGCCUGCUCCCCCGGCACCCGUCAUGGACCCGGCAGACAAGACCCCUAAAGGAAGCAAUAAGAGCAGAAGCUCCCACAGGGUCAGGAGCGCGAGGGGCCGUACCCGGACUAGUAAAGACGCAUCGAAACUGCUCCAUUUGUAUGAUGAAAACAUUCUCCUGAAGGACCCCAUGAGGGAGCAAAAGGACAUGGCGUUCGCGCAGGAGUAUCUGAACCGGGUGCGGGAAGCGCUCCGGUUUGUCCCUGGGAAGUACGAGCAGUUCCUGCACUUGAUUUACCAGUUUGAGAGCAGCAGGAAUACGAAGACCGCUGUGGAUCUGUAUGAGAACCUGCGUGAAAUUCUGGGCGACUGGCCCCAGCUCCUCAGGGACUUUGCUGCUUUCCUGUUGCCGGAGCAGGCGCUGGAGUGCGGGCUGUUUCAGGAACAGCAAGCGUUCGAUAAAAGCCGCAAGUUUCUCCGGCAGCUGGAGAUCUGCUUCCUGGAGAACCCGCCUCACUAUCAGAAGAUCAUAAAGCUGCUCCAGAGCUGCGUGGAGCGCCCCCUACAGGAGAUCAAUAAGCUCAAGGCUCAGAUGUGGCGGCUUUUGAAAGGUCACAAUAAUCUGCAGGACGAGUUCUCGCUCUUCUUUGACCAGCUGCGGCCCCCGGCCGGGCGCGGCGAGGACUUUGAAGUCGUGAACUGGACUGGAGACAAAGAAUACAAAUUUGAUGGCUUCGAGGAGGUCACGUUACCAGACGUGGAGGAAGAAGAAGAGGCGGCCGGGAAGAUUCCUCCGCUUCACCGGAGCAGAAAAAGGAAGGAGAGCCACCCAGGGCAGGAUGUUGAUUCGGUGGACGGUGGGAAGGACAGCGCAUGUUCAUAUCACGAAGCAGCGGAGCAGAGGGUGAAGCGGUGUAAGAAGAGGAUGAGCAGUAAGGGUCCUGACAGCCGUUCUCACCGGACCAAGAAGGCUCCGGAGGGAGCGGCCGGCCGGUCGCACGGUGCUGUGCGCUUUGAGGAAGCGGGUACCGGCGAGGGAAAGCUUCCUCUCCCUAAAGGCAGCGGGCUGGAGGACAGGCUGCCGGCAGCAGCUCGGGGUAAGGGCUCCUCUGCCCACCACCACAGGGUCACCAUGCAGAAAUCUCGCACCGCUUCCCGUGCGCAGAGCGUCCCGGUGACAGACCGCAAAAGCAGAGCGAAACCUCCCCGCGGGGUCUCCACAGGCAGGAGCGUCCACAAACCCAAGGCCGUAGAAGCUUCCGAUCCUGCUUUACCAGCACACAAGGCCCUUCAUGGCGGCCACUAUCUCCCUGCUUGUGACCGGGUGGAAGGGGUCCCCGCCUGCUCCCCCCCACCCAGCAUGGACGACAACGAUCUCUCCCAGCCCCGCAUCCCAGAGUCGACCGAAACGCAGGAGAAGCCACUCAUGGUGUGCGCUAAAAACAUCGCUGUGAGCUCCAGCGGGGAGAAGGUGAUCCUGUGGACCCGGGAGGCAGACAGGAUCAUCCUCACCGUGUGUCAGGAGAGAGGCGCGCAGGAGGAGGCGUUUGCUGCAAUCUCCGAGAAGCUUGGAAACAAGAGUCCAGCGGAGGUGUCGGAGCGCUUCCGAGAGCUCGUCCGCCUCUUCCAGACGUCCUGCGGCACCAGCUCCGACGAGGAAGAAGCCACGGAGGAGAUGUCCGAGCCGGAGGCCGUGUCCGAGGAGGAUUAGAGGCUGGAGCGCGUUAGAGAAAGCCUUUGUAUAAAAGUGUUUAGUGUCUGUGUGUUAAGCUAUUUCUGCUGCUGCUGCCGCCAUUAAAUGUAUCUUAAAGUUCUGAUGGCGUCACGCA
This is a messenger RNA of Spea bombifrons (plains spadefoot toad), 6070 nucleotides long. RefSeq names its product gon-4 like (gene GON4L). Gene Ontology annotation, biological process: regulation of DNA-templated transcription. The coding region runs from base 34 to 5952 and encodes 1972 amino acids. The transcript is spliced from 31 exons. Gene Ontology annotation, molecular function: transcription coregulator activity. The record is from RefSeq and is a predicted model, not a curated record. Gene Ontology annotation, cellular component: nucleus. Lineage: Eukaryota; Metazoa; Chordata; Amphibia; Anura; Pelobatidae.